GGUCCAUCACCGAGAGGUCAGAGUGGGAAAGAUCGCGCUUGUUGCGCGUUUUCGUCCCCGUGUGCGUGGUCCUGGUGCUCCUCAUCUUCAUCCUGCUGGCGGCCUUGGCUGUUGUCCAUCUGCGAUCCAGUUUGCCUCACCCGGACUUCUCCCGCGUCUGCCCAGACACUUGGCUUGGUUUCCAAGGGAAAUGCUAUUAUUUUUCUGUGACUGAGAGCAAUUGGACCAGCAGUCAGGAAAGCUGCAAAGACCUGGGAGCUUCGCUGGCCUUCAUAGACUCAACGGACGAGCUGACCUUCAUUAAGCGCUAUAAAGGCGAAGCCAACCAUUGGUUUGGGCUGCGCAAGGAGGAGGACAAUCGCUGGCGGUGGACCAACGGCACAGCCUUCAACCACCGGUUUGAGGUGCGGGGUGGUGGGCCCUGUGCCUACCUGAACCAGGAGAGGAUCAGCUCGUCCCUGUGCCACACCAAGAAGAACUGGCUCUGCAGCAGACCCGACGACUACGUCCUCUGGAAGCAGAAAACGUACCCGCAACAACAGACCCCGUAA
Leptosomus discolor (cuckoo roller) is the source of this 551-nucleotide messenger RNA. Lineage: Eukaryota; Metazoa; Chordata; Aves; Leptosomiformes; Leptosomidae. The record is from RefSeq and is a predicted model, not a curated record.